Molecule: messenger RNA, 6523 nt
Organism: Fundulus heteroclitus (mummichog)
Lineage: Eukaryota; Metazoa; Chordata; Actinopteri; Cyprinodontiformes; Fundulidae
Exons: 58
Coding region: 118-5493 (1791 amino acids)
Biological process (GO): lipid transport; lipoprotein metabolic process
Cellular component (GO): membrane; extracellular region
Molecular function (GO): lipid binding
Source: RefSeq, a predicted model, not a curated record
GUCUGACAGUGAACGAGCCUUCCUUGUGUUUUUUUUUUUUUUUUUUAAGUUGGGUUUUGAUAUCAAUCAGUGUUUGGAAGUUGGAGGAGAGGCGUCUGUGAGCGAUAUCCCGACAAGAUGGAGGCCUGUAUGAUGAAGCCAGCGGUCAAAAAGAAGCCGAAACCGCCCAAACCUCCUCCAAAGCCCACAGAGAUGAAAGGAAAUGAGGCAGACAGGGGUGUGAAGCCAACUCCUGUGAUACCUCCUCGCCCUGCAGAUGCUGAGCUGGGUCACACACAGUACAGAAUGAAAAGAUCAGCAGCCUCAAACAACGAGCCGAAUGGCGACAUCCAGCAACGAAACACUAAACUAAAACCAUCUGAAACCCCCGUUGUCCCGCCGAGACGCACAGAAAAGGAGCCAAAUGCAGCAACCAGACACGGCGAGCCCAGAAAGACUUCCAGAGAAACUGACCAGCCAGAAGCUGCUGCAGAUGAAACGGAUUUCAAGCAGAGUAAUCAGUGGGACCCGACAGGAAUGUUUCGACGCAGCCAAAAAGAGAAGACGCCAACAUUUACCAGCUACAUGACCAAAGUCUUUGAUCAAGAGGAAAAAUCAGCUGACGUCGCGAUCAAACAGGCUCCCAGCAACAAACCGGUAUCUGGCGUACUGAAAGGUGUAAUGAAAGGGCUGCAGUUCAAGUCCUCACCAAAGGCCAGCAGAGAGCCCAGUCCUGAUCCCAGUGCAGAAGAAGCCAGUUCAGAGAAGGAACAGCUAGAAGAGGAAAACAAUGUCGAACAUAAACAGGACAAAGGAGGCCGCCUUGCUGGAAUGUUUAGGAAAUCCCCCAAAGAGAGAUCCUCCUCUCCUGCUCUGAAGGUCAGUAAAGCAGACAGUGAGUCUGAAGAUGUGGAGAAGGAAGAAGAAGACGAGAAAACAUCUGAAUCAACACAUCACAAAGGAGGUUUCUUCUCUGGCAUCUUGAAGAAGUCCAGCAAACCAGCAGAUGAGACGUCCGCACAGGAGAAUCUGAGUGAACACAAGGAGCUUUCUGCCAGCAGCGACAGUCUGUCUGACAAUGCCAAGGAAAAAGGAGGAAUUUUCAGUGGGAUAUUCAGGAAAUCACCAAAGCCAGCCGAAAGUGAUCAGGACCAACGGUCUCUUUCUGGGGAUCUCUCAGGCAGCAAUGACAAUCUGAUGGAGACGAACUCAAAGGACAAAGGCUUUUUCAACGGGAUCCUCCGUAAAUCACCAAAGAUUGUAGGAGAUGGGAAACAUGAGCAGGAAAAAGAGGUUGUGGAGUCAGACUUAUCCGCCAGCAACGAGAAUCUGUCUGAAAACACUAACGUCAAAGAAAAGGGAAAUGUGUUCAGUGGGAUGUUUAGAAGAUCUCCAAAACCAUCUGAAGGCUUGGAGGAGGGUGACGAGCCGCUGCACGGCAAGCUCUCCGCCAGCAGUGACAGCCUGUCGGAGAACAAGGAGAAAGGCGGCUUUUUUGGUCUCCUGAGAAAGACGCCAAAGUCAACAGCAGAGGAGAAUCUGGCAGCAAGCAAAGACGUCUCAGGGAGCAGCGACAGUCUGUCUGAAGCUGUGAGCAGAAAGGAGAAAAAGACGCAAGAAGAGGAGCCCUCAAGCACUGAAGGUCCAAAUGAAAACCCCACCAGGGAAAAAGGACGACUAUUCGGGGGAAUGUUCAAGAAAACUCCCAAAUCGGCAGGAGCCGCUCAGUCAGAAGAGGACGCAGUUUCUGACACUGAUGUCUCAGCCAGCAGUGAGAAUUUAUCUGACAACAAACAGGAGAGAGGUGGAGGUUUGUUCAGUGGACUCCUCAGAAAGACUCCCAAAGGAGAAAAGACUGAGACGCCGGACAGAGAGACUCAGAGAGAGCUGUCAGCCAGCACUGAAGACCUGGCUGAGAACAACAAGGAAAAAGGAGGAAUAUUUGGUGUGAGGUUGAAGAAAACUCCUAAAUCUGCAGAAUCUGCUCAGCCUGAAGAGGACGCAGUUUCUGACACUGAUGUCUCAGCCAGCAGUGAGAAUUUAUCUGACAACAAACAGGAGAGAGGUGGAGGUUUGUUCAGUGGACUCCUUAGAAAGACUCCCAAAGGAGAAAAGACUGAGAUGCCGGACAGAGAGGCUCAGAGAGAGCUGUCAGCCAGCACUGAAGACCUGGCUGAGAACAACAAGGAAAAAGGAGGAAUUUUUGGUGGGAGGUUCAAAAAAACUCCUAAAUCUACAGAAUCUGCUCAGCCUGAGGAGGACGCAGUUUCUGACACUGAUGUCUCAGCCAGCAGUGAGAAUUUAUCUGACAACAAACAGGAGAGAGGUGGAGGUUUGUUCAGUGGACUCCUCAGAAAGACUCCCAAAGGAGAAAAGACUGAGACGCCGGACAGAGAGACUCAGAGAGAGCUGUCAGCCAGCACUGAAGACCUGGCUGAGAACAACAAGGAAAAAGGAGGAAUUUUUGGUGGGAGGUUCAAGAAAACUCCUAAAUCUGCAGAAUCUGCUCAGCCUGAAGAGGAUGCAGUUUCUGACACUGAUGUCUCAGCCAGCAGUGAGAAUUUAUCUGACAACAAACAGGAGAGAGGUGGAGGUUUGUUCAGUGGACUCCUCAGAAAGACUCCCAAAGGAGAAAAGACUGAGACGCCGGACAGAGAGACUCAGAGAGAGCUGUCAGCCAGCACUGAAGACCUGGCUGAGAACAACAAGGAGAAAAACAUUUUCAGCAACAUGUUUAAGAAAGCACAAAAGCCAGCAGCAGAGGGCGCUAAAGCAGAGACGGACACGGACGCUGAAGACCAGUUGUCUGCCAGCACCGAGAACCUGGCCGAUGCAGCCGCCCCGAAGGAGAAAAAAGGAGGCCUGGCUGGAAUGUUCAAAAGAUCGUCGAGCUUUGACAACCUGUUAGACGAGGACAAAAAUAUUUUCAGUGGCAUGUUUAAGAAGACUCCCAAGCCUGCAGAUGAGGCCUCAUCGGCGCCAGGCAACAACACAACCUUAUUUGGCAGCUCUGAAGAUCUGUUGGAGGCAAACGCAACAAAGGAGAAAACAGGAGGAUUUGCAGGGAUCUUUAAAAAGUCGCCCAAACCAUCCCCGCGCUCUGUCGUGACUCGGGAUCCUCUGAGCGACUCCAAGGAGCUUUCCGGCAGCUGCGACAGCCUCACAGAGGCUGGAAAGGAUGAAAGCUCUUCUCAGAAUGAACUGUCAGGAAGUACAGAUAAUCUUUGUGACACUCCCAGUAACACUAAGGAGAAAAAAGGCGGGUUUUCCGGGAUGUUCAGACGAACGCCUAAAAAUGUGGAGCAGGAGGAAGGUGAAGACGCACCGCCACCUACUGGACGCGGGCUGAGUCGCAAGAGAACCAUAAAGAAGAAAAGAAGAGUUGUGUCUUUCCGAAUCAAGAAAACUCUGCCCAAAAUGUCCAAAGAGAACUCCAAUAAGAUGCCUUUGAUUGAGGAGAGCGUUGAGUUGGAGGAGCUGAACGCACCACAGGAGAGCACGGUGGUUCUGGAGCCUGUGGAGAUGGCAGCCUUUCCGACAGAAGAAAACCAAACCCAGGCUGAGGAGGAGAACAAUGAGCUGAUGGAGUGGUGGAACUCAGUCAAAGGUUGGACCGAGUGGAACGAGAGCUCGAAUUUCCAGGAGGAGGAUGAACAAAUGGCGAUGGAGCAGGCAGCCGACCGCGUCUACAUGGCAGCCCGUGUUUUCGUGUUCCUCUUCAACCAGAAGGGGGCGGCCUUGCAGCAGCGCAUCCUGGAGCUGCUCUCAGUGGCUGAUGCCGCCGACCAGUUCCACAAGAAGACGGUGUCGGCCGCCGUGGGUGGAGGCGUGGCCAGCGUGGUGGGCAGCGUGGCAACCAUCACCGGGCUCAUUCUGACGCCGUUUACCUUCGGGGCGUCCAUCAUCGUCACGGCGGUGGGGAUCAGCGUGGCGACGGCCGGCAGCAUCACGUCGGCGACGGCCAAUAUCACCGACACCGUGCACUCCAACAUGGACCGGAAGAAGGUGGAGAAGAUGAUCCAGGGCUACCAGGACGAGAUCCAGGACAUCAGGAAGUGCAUGGACUUUGUGCAGGAAGGCAUGGACACCCUGCAGGACUGGGAUUUUGAGAAGUAUUCCCAAAGUGCCGGCAAAAAGGCCCUGAACCACAACAUCAAGCACGUGAUGAAGGAGGGAGGCCGGGCCGGGAAGGCCCUGAUGAUCAACACCGACAAGCUCAUCAGCACCGUGCAGGUUCUGGGCGCCGCUGGCGGCGUGGCCAAAGCCGCCCAGGCCAUCAGCGUCACCACCGGCGUCAUGUCCGCCCUCUUCCUCGCCCUGGACGUCUUCUUCCUCGCCAAAGACUCCCACGAGCUCCGCAAGGGAGCCAAAACCAAGUUCGCCGGCAAGAUCAGGGAGGUGUGCAAGGACCUGCAGGACGGCCUGCUGGAGCUGAACAAGGUGAAGACGCAGCUGCAGAAGACCAUGGACGGCAUCGAGGUGGAGGAGUACGAGGAGAUCGAGGAGGUGGAGGUGGAGGUGGAUGAAGAGUUUGAGUCGGAUCCCAAGAAGCUGGCGGAGCUGGAGCAGGAGAUCGACUUCCUGGAGGAGAAACUGGACAAGAAGGAGGUGGAGAAGAAAGAGGAGGUGGAGCCCAAGAAGGGCAAGGAGACGCCGUUCGACAUCUUCAAAAUAAAGAAGGAGAAGAAGGAGGAGAAGAGCACGACGGAGAAGGGAGAAGUGGAGGAAAAGGAGAAGGGCGAGAAGACGUCUGCGUCCAGAUCCGAGCAGAAAAAGGGGAACGAACCCGGCGUGAAAACGGCGAAAGAAGCUUUGAAGGAAUCUGAGAAAGGAAGCAAGAAAGAGAAAGAGACGGAGAAUCAGGCGACAGCCGGGAAAGAAAGCAGAGGCAAGAAAAAGUCGAAGGAAGACGAUAAAACGGCAGAAACAAAAGAAACGGAGCCGAGCGACACGCCGAUCCGAUCCGCUGAUUCUAAAAAAGACAAAAGUUUCACUCCAAGUGGAGGGGAGGGGAGAACUGAGAGGAGGAGGAGCAGCAGGGAGGACGGAGGAGCGAUUACGUCCGAGUCUGGAAACGGGAGCCGGAGGAGACACGGCAGCAGGAGCGAGAACGACGGAGAGAAACCUGAAACACGAGAACGGAGGGAGGAGAGAGGAGUGAAAGACUGGAGGGCAGAGAUGAAGAGCAGGAGGGGAGACGAGAGAAGAGGAAGCAAGGAGGAGGAACGAGAGGAUCGUCCCUGGAGCAAAGAGUCCCAUCGGAGCCACAAAGAGGAGGACAAGACGAGGCGCCACAGCCGGGAGGGCGAGGAGCGCCAGGAGAAAGGAGACGGGAACCGGAGCAGCCGCACGGAGAGCGCCAGGAAACGCUUCGAGAGAGCAGCAGCAGGAGAGCCACCGGGGGCGGAGAGAGAGAGUCAGAGGAGGAGAGGAGGCGACAGGGAGCACGCGCACAGCCGGAGAGGCUCCCGGUCCAAACACGAAGCCCUGAGGCACGAGGGACUGAACAUCUGAGCCUCCGCCUCCUGGUCCGCUGAGAUCAGGAGGAGCGAUCACACCGAACCUCAUUCAGCCGGUCUGAUAAGGCCAUGGAGUCACAUGAUGAACAAUCGACCAAUCAGGGUUCAGUUCACUUUAAAACUACAAGGAGUCUCCACAGCUCCAAGACUCCUGGUCCAUAGUGGUGAAUCUACAGGUGUGCGUCACACAUAAACUGACCUGAACGGCUCCCUGGCUGCUUUACUACCUGAACUAAACCCUGAGUACGUACACUGGUGGAGAAACAGGGCUGGCCACUACAACGGAUACUAACAAUUUCAUCUUUGUAAAUAUAAAAAUGGAUGAUUUAGUUCUUAGGCAGUCAUAGAGACAAUCCGCAGGUUAUGCUUUUUUUUGUACGGCCAAAUGAAACUGGAUGCAGGAAUCUGCUUCAGAGAAUAAUUAAACCAAAACCUUUUUAUUAAUUAGGGUAAUUUCACCCUAUAUAUCAUCUGGACAUUUUUCACUAAUAACUAUGUUCCUUUUUCACCUUUUGUCUGAAAACGAUGCUGUUUCCUGCCACUAAACAGCUGGAAACCCUUAACAGGUCAUCUGUGAAACCAUGUUCCUUAAUUUUUUUUAAACAUGUUCCAAACUUUUAACCUUGGUGUUGAAAACAUGGCGUCUGUUACUGUUUGAUGUUGCUGCUGCUUUUGGGGUAAAACUGAAAAACUAAUAUUUAAGUGCCUUGUUUUGUUACAAAAAAUGCUGCUUGCAGUAGGCUAUCGUCUAAUAUUUUUUUUUUUUUUUUUUUAUACAUAUUAUUUUCACUGUCAGCUGUUUUAAUUCCAGGUUCUCUAAAAACUCUACCUGGAGCUUUACCAGGUUGGUAAAAUAACAAAUGUUACAAAUGUUCUUCCUCUCAGGCGCACUUUAACCAGGCAUCGGUUCCUCCAUGCCUGCUCUUUUCCAUCAUGGCCACUGCCUUUUUAUAUGUUUGUUGUAUGUUUUUAUAUAUGUAUAUGUGGGUUUUCUAUUAUUAUGGUCUCUUAUUGAACAAAUAAAA